ACCUUGCCAGUUUGCCCCAAUUGCGGCAAUUCUCUGACAAUUUCACGCGGCGAGCCAACCCGAGAGUAUCCCCUGGGGGUCAACCGAUUCGAGUGCCGGACAUGUCCCUAUCAGCAUCUGCUGAAGCACGGUAGACAGGAGAAGACCACCAUGAAACAAAAGGAGGUGGAAGACGUCUUUGGUGGCAAGGAGGAGUUUGCGAACGCCGACAGCAUGGCCACUCAGUGCCCCGCCGAAGAUUGCAAUGGCGAUCGUGCAUACUUCUUCCAGCUGCAGAUUCGGAGUGCGGAUGAACCUAUGACUACAUUCCUUAAGUGUACUACAUGCGGUGCACGGUGGAGAGAAAAUUGA
Molecule: messenger RNA, 351 nt
Organism: Aspergillus fischeri NRRL 181
Lineage: Eukaryota; Fungi; Ascomycota; Eurotiomycetes; Eurotiales; Aspergillaceae
Product: DNA-directed RNA polymerase III core subunit RPC11
Exons: 3
Biological process (GO): termination of RNA polymerase III transcription; DNA-templated transcription
Cellular component (GO): RNA polymerase III complex
Molecular function (GO): nucleic acid binding; zinc ion binding; DNA-directed RNA polymerase activity
Source: RefSeq, a predicted model, not a curated record